AUGCUGGCGGCGGCGGGCGGCUCCGGCUGCGGCCCCGGGCCCGGGCCGGGCCUCGGCGGGGACGGCGACUUCCUGUCGCGCUACCGGCUGGUGUCGGCCAAGCUGCGGCGCCGGUUCCUGCGGAAGCCGAACGUGGCGGAGGCGGCGGAGCAGUUCGCGGCGCUGGCGCGGGAGCUGCGCGCCCAGGAGAGCCUGCCCUACGCGGCCUGGUGCCAGCUGGCCGUGGCGCGCUGCGCCCAGAGCCUGUUCCACGGGCCCGCCGAGGCGGCCGCCCUGGCCGAGGCGGCGCGGCUGUUCCUGCGGCAGGAGCGGGACCUGCGGCAGCGCCUGGGGCUGCGCGGCGGCUUCGGCGAGCACGUGGCGGCGGCGCAGAGCUGCGGCGCCUUCGCCGCCCGCCUGCACCUGGAGCGGGGGCAGCCGGCGCUGGCGGCCGGGCCGUGCCUGGAGCUGGCGGCCGCGCUGCGCGACACGGGCCGGCCCGCCCGCGCCGCCGCGCCGCUGCAGCGGGCGGCCGAGCUGCUGGCGGCGGCGCGGCUGCCGCUGGAGGCGCUGCGCUGCCUGGCCGAGCGCGCCUCGUGCCUGCUGCUGGGCCGCGACUACGCGGGCGCGCUGGCGGCGCUGACGCGGGCGCAGGCGCUGGCCGGGGCCGGGGCCGGGGCCGGGCCGGGCGGCGGGGCCGCGCCCGGCGGCGCGUUCCUGGACGUGCUGGCGCGCUGCGAGGUGUCGCGGGUGCUGCUGCUGCUGCUGCUGCAGCCGCCGCCCGCCAAGCUGCUGCCCGAGCACGCGCGGACGCUGGAGCAGUACUGCUGGGAGGCGGCGGAGGGCGGCGCGGGGCCGGGGCCCGGCUGCGCUUGCGGGGCGGGCGGCGGGCCGCCGGCGGCGGCGAGCUACCUGCCGGCCGAGCUGUUCCUGCUGCUGCAGUCGGCCGUGCUGGCGUGCCAGGAGAAGGACGCGGAGGCGCUGAAGGCGCUGCAGGCCGAGCUGUGGCCGCUGCUGAGCGCCGAGCAGAACCACCUGCUGCACCUGGUGCUGCAGGAGAUGCUGAGCCCCGCCGGGCAGGGGCUGUGAGCGGCGCCGGCCGUGGACCGGGCGCCGGGGAGGAGCGAGGGGCCGCCGCGGGCAGCUGCUGCUCGGCGUCGCUUCCUCGUAAACUGCGUGCACCGGCCCUCGUGGCGCUUGAGGAGAAGAAGCGGCGGGGCGGGAGCGGCCCGAAGCUGUCCCUGAAGAGCUGGCUGGCGCCUGCAGGCGGGAACUGGCGCAGGGAGGAGAUGGGCCGCGGGGCGGGGGUCGCGUGUUUGCUGGGCUGGAACGCAGCGAGGCUGCAGCUGCUCUUCAAAAGAAAGAACCACAAUAAAAUGAGAUGCCUGA
Colius striatus (speckled mousebird) is the source of this 1368-nucleotide messenger RNA. Its product is annotated as 40-kDa huntingtin-associated protein-like. Gene Ontology annotation, molecular function: protein binding. NCBI's taxonomy places the organism in Eukaryota, Metazoa, Chordata, Aves, Coliiformes, Coliidae. The record is from RefSeq and is a predicted model, not a curated record. Bases 1 to 1068 code for a protein of 355 amino acids. The transcript has a single exon. Gene Ontology annotation, biological process: vesicle cytoskeletal trafficking. Gene Ontology annotation, cellular component: early endosome.